UGAGCCAGGUGUUAUGAAUACUUUGAGUUAAUGUCACAGCUGACAAAUCAAAAAUACACUAGACUCUGUUGUUGUUCUUCUUACCGGAAGUCUUUGUGUUUUGCAUUUCCUCCACCUUCACCAUCUGCACCGUGCCGUACACAGAUGUAGGUGGAGCAAAGGAGGCGACAGUACAGCCCUGUCAAGAAGUUUUUGGAGAGUCCCCGCAGUUCGCCUUCUUCUUCAGAGUUUAAUAUCGGAGAAAAACAAAGGUUAGAGACUCGGAGAGGUGUACACAGAGGAGCGUGAGUCGGACCCGGACGCAGCUAUGGACGGUGUGUAUGGAUGGGGUCUGCCCCCACUCAACCCAGUCCAAUCAGGGAACGCCUUCAUAGAGAUCAUCGAGCAGCCCAAGGCGAGGGGGAUGAGGUUCAGGUACAAGUGUGAGGGGCGUUCAGCGGGCAGCAUCCCCGGAGAGAAGAGCAACGACACCACCAAGACACACCCAGCCAUCAAGGUGCACAACUACAGCGGCCCCCUGCGUAUUCGUAUCUCCUUGGUGACGAAGAACCCACCACACAAGCCCCACCCCCACGAGCUGGUCGGGAAAGACUGCAAACACGGAUACUACGAGGCCGACCUGCAGGAGAGAAGAAUACACAGUUUUCAGAACCUGGGCAUACAGUGUGUGAAGAAGAAGGAUGUGAAUGAGGCCAUCGUUUGUCGGCUGCAGACCAAUAAUAACCCCUUCAACAUUCCUGAAGCGAAGGUGUGGGAGGAGGAGUUUGACCUGAAUUCAGUUCGGCUUUGCUUCCAGGCCUCCAUCUCUCUGUCCACAGGGGACUUCAUUCCUCUGCAGCCUGUGGUAUCGCAGCCCAUUUAUGACAACAGGGCCCCAAACACGGCCGAGCUGAAGAUCUGCAGAGUCAACCGCAACUCUGGAAGCUGCAAAGGGGGCGAUGAAAUCUUUCUGCUGUGCGACAAAGUGCAAAAAGAGGACAUCGAGGUGCGUUUCUUCCAGGACUCCUGGGAGGGGAAGGGAACUUUCUCCCAGGCUGACGUGCACAGGCAGGUGGCCAUUGUCUUCCGCACACCUCCGUAUCGCGACACCAAUCUCUCCGAGCCCAUUCGAGUAAAGAUGCAGCUCCGCCGGCCCUCCGACCGCGAGGUCAGCGAGCCCAUGGACUUCCAGUAUCUGCCUUCUGACCCAGAUGAAUACAGGCUGAGUGAGAAGAGGAAGCGUACAGGCGACAUGUUCCAGAGCCUGAAGCUGGGGCCCAUGCUGUCCACUGUGUCCAUUCCUCAAGACAGACGCCACAUAAGCCCGGCGAGGAGAACGGUCACGGCCAAGCCUCCAUCAAUGAGCGCACAAGCCGUCCCCCCAGUAGCUGUGGUGCCCCCUAGUGCCGGAGCAGCCAAACUCCAGCCCUCCUACCCCUACAAUCAGCCAGGCCAGCUCUUCUCCGUCCAGCCCAAAGUGGAGUCCUCCCCCUCCAUCUCUGCCACGAGCCAAGCAUGGAGGAUCAUGGAGAGCCUGAGCCUGGGCACCCAGCCCAAAGCCACCCCAGUGCCCAACUUCACAACGAGCCAGCCACAGGCCCCCACCUCUUCUGCGACUACAUCCACCGCCAACCAGGAAUUCUCAACCGUCAACAUGUCAGACCUUCACAAGUACUUCCCCAUCAUGUCCUCGGCGAUCGCUCAGGAGCAGGCCGCCCCUCACGGUAGCGUGACAGCCUCGCAGGCGGGCGGCUCCUUCACCCUGCAGGGCUCUCAGUUCCCGGUGGAUUCCCCGCUCUUGGACGACGAUGUCUCAGGGUUCCCGAGCUUUGAUGAAACCCAGGCCCGAGGCACUCUGGACAGCCUCAACAUGGAUGACUUUGAGGACCUUCUGAACCCUUCUCUCAUAGGCGACAGUGGAAACAACAUGGUUUUAUCUUCAUGCCAACAAGCUGUCCCUCCCUCUGCCACUGCACAGAACGGUGCAGCCGCAUCCCAGAACUCCUUUGACCCGACGAGCAACCCGGGGAGCACCUGGAUGAAUUACCCCAACAGCAUCGUCAACUUGCUCCAGAACGAGGUAAUGAUCGACCUCCCACCCGCCAACAACAACCACAGACCACCCGUCCUGGACGAGUUUGACGAGCUGAUGUCGGCUGAUGAGGAUCGUCUCAUUUCCAUCUUUAACAGCGGGAGCCAAGCCAGGUUUGCCUCAGGACACCCGACUUAAAGUUGGUCUGAGCGACUUCAAGACGGACAAAUUUACAAGAACCACUUGUAUCUGACUCUUUUAGCUUUCAGAAGUAAACUCCUUUAUAGUCAAUAAAGGAACCAAGGUGGAUAUGGAGUCCUGGAACGGACAGGAAGCAGGGACAAUGCGAACUGUGGAGGUUAAAAUACUGGCAAAGACUCUUUGUGGUAUUCAACAAAUUUGCCAGGCAUUAUAUAAAACAAAUGACAAACCACAGGACUAAACAUCAGAUUGAAUUUUCUUUGCUAAGCUUGUGUUUAGCAUCAAUCAUGAACUAUUUUAACCACUGUGUCAUCGGAUGUGUUCUGCCUACAAAGGCUUGUUUUAUAACGACAAUCGAAUCAGGAUCCUGUUCAAGAAAGCAAGAUUAGUCAACGUUCAGUAUGUUAACUCUGAGUUCAUGUAGACCUAUUCUGCUGAUCCCCAUUUUAAAACUCACAUGUAAUGUUACAAUGCAAACGAUACCCAGACUAAACGUGGGCAAGGUUUCCCAGGAUAAGUCUGCAGAGGGCGCUAAAUGGCUUGUUCUGCAAUAUUUUUCGCGAUAUUUCCCCCAAUAUGAAACAAAGAAUUUCCCCAGCCGGCUUCAAGCCACUACACAAAGCUGUUGAAACCUUACAUAGACUCUCUUCUCCCAGCACUGGAGAGCAGCCGUCCUCCGGCAGCCCCCCAGCAUUCUGCCUCCAAUCGGAAGAAAGUGGGCACAUGGGGAGGAGGGCCUUAAAGAGACAGCAGCUGAAAAAAACCCAGAGGUUGAAAUUAGGUGUUUUUGUAGACGCCAGUAUCAGAUCAAUAAGGGGUUUGUUGUGCUACAAAUUAUGCAAAGCUCCUCUAGAGGUUUCACACUGACUACAGGAAAGCUAAACAUUAGGAGAAUAUAGGAUCUUUUAAGAGUGGUGUUACCUAGUAGGAAUACAUUUCUUCUAGUACCUAGGAAGCUGAAUUAUAACCUAUUUAGUUAGUAAUGGUGGCUACGCUACCCCCCCCCCCUUUUCCCACAACACUGUAAAACAUUACACAUCACAUUUCACAGUAAUGUUAGCGAGGAAGUGGUUGAUGCUAACAAUGCUAAUGGUAGCAUUUAUACAUCCUUAAACCAGUACAGCAGUAGCUAAUGUGUGACCUAAAAUGUUUGUAAAAAAUAAGGCUCUUAAUCAAUAUUUUUAUGCAGCUUUUUUAAACACACAUUGAAGUCCUUAUGUUUUAAAAAAACGUCUUUUCAGCAGCAGCACAAUCAUCCCUACAACAUUAUUAAAGCAUAUAUAGACCAAAAGGAGACAGACAGAGGAUGGGAAACUGUUCAAUGUUUCUUAAAAUGUAAACGUCCAUUUCCCUCCACACAGGGUCGACAGAUUCACUGUUGUUUUUCCUGAAUCGAGGCCCGUAUGCAUCGCUGAAGUCUCUCUAAAUGUUUUCCUGUUGGAGUUAUUUUCUGUGCAUCAUGUGUAAGCACGUUAUUGUACUCUGAUUUUUAAAUUGUUUGCUGGCUCAGGUCAGUGUUAAAGUGGUCAUCACAAGUCUUUAAGUGGAAUGUGUUGCUGUAGACGGCCUCUUCUCAGAAAGCAUUUAAUCAGCUCAGAGGUUAAUCUAUGCAUCAUCCUCUUCCUUAUAUGAUUUCAGAAACGUAUAGUGUUUCUGACGGUCGGCGGUAACUGGAACUUGAGCAUGUCCAGUAUAUAUUGGACGGCAGAUCGGGGUUAUCAAGGAUGAAUCUGUUUCUUUUGAAGGUGCCUUAGUUGAGUGUCAGUAUGAUGUGGUAAUGUUUAAAGAACCAAAUGAAGGUAAACAUGUAAAUAAUAAACAAACAAGCAACAUUAAUAAGUAAAUGCUCAUAGCAGAGAAGAGGUUCAUGGAGCUGUAUCAUUUUUUUUUUUUUGUGUGUCUGGCGACGUAAUGUUCUCUAAUGAGUUGUUGGCUGCCGUUAAAACUCAAACGUCUCAGCCUCGUUAAACAACUUGCUAAACUCUGUAGUAAACAGACACUUCAUCACAAUGAUUUUGUAUAAUGAUUUCUUGUAAACAGUGCUAUGUCCCUUUUAAUGCCACGAUGUAUGGUUUUUACAGUCCUGCAACACUUUGUCUCGCAAUUAAAAAAAAAAACACAACACAUUAA
Molecule: messenger RNA, 4342 nt
Organism: Labrus bergylta (ballan wrasse)
Lineage: Eukaryota; Metazoa; Chordata; Actinopteri; Labriformes; Labridae
Gene: rela
Product: v-rel avian reticuloendotheliosis viral oncogene homolog A
Biological process (GO): inflammatory response; positive regulation of transcription by RNA polymerase II; response to cytokine
Cellular component (GO): cytoplasm
Molecular function (GO): RNA polymerase II cis-regulatory region sequence-specific DNA binding; DNA-binding transcription factor activity, RNA polymerase II-specific
Source: RefSeq, a predicted model, not a curated record